This is a messenger RNA of Phaeoacremonium minimum UCRPA7, 1458 nucleotides long. RefSeq names its product putative pisatin demethylase protein. NCBI's taxonomy places the organism in Eukaryota, Fungi, Ascomycota, Sordariomycetes, Togniniales, Togniniaceae. The coding region runs from base 1 to 1458 and encodes 485 amino acids. The transcript is spliced from 2 exons. Gene Ontology annotation, molecular function: oxidoreductase activity, acting on paired donors, with incorporation or reduction of molecular oxygen; iron ion binding; heme binding. The record is from RefSeq and is a predicted model, not a curated record.
AUGGCUGUACAACUUGAGACAGAUAGUGGUACUAUCUCACCCACACGUGCGCUGAUCAACGGCUGUGUGACUCUCCUUUUGUCCUACUGGGCUGUUAUCUUACCAGCUCUAUUCGCUACUCGCUUGUUGUACAAGCGAUAUGCUUCACCUCUUCGAAAAUACCCGGGACCAUGGUUGGCUUCGGUGUCGCGGCUCUGGAAGGUUUUGUCGACGGCCUCAACUCGAACGCACCUAGAUCACAUCGCGUUGCAUAAGAAGUAUGGCCCAAUUGUGCGAAUUGCCCCCGACGAAGUAUCUGUUUCGUCGCCUGAGGCCGCUCGACUGCUGCUGAGUGCGGGCAAGCGUUUUUAUAAGACCGACUUUUAUGGAGUCUUCCCUCCGCCUGAGAACCCGGACAUCUUCACAGAGGUUCGCGAGGAUGUGCAUGCGCAAAAGAAGAAAGUCGCCAAUGUCCCCUACAGCAUGGCUGCCAUGCAGCAGCUGUCGCCUUUUAUCGAUGACACCAUUGAGGUUCUGAUGCACAAGCUUGAUGGGAUUGCGAAUGCAAGCCAAGGUAUUCAAGAUUUUGCCAAAGGCCCCGUUCUCGACCUUGGUAACUGGCUGCACUGGUUUGCGUUCGAUGUGCUUGGUGAGGUCGCAUUUAGCCGGAGCUUUGGCUUUUUGGAUCAGGGGCGGGAUGUCGACAAUGCAAUCAAGACGAUCGACGACUCUCAGCGAUACAAUGGUAUUGUUGGACAGGUUCCGUUUAUGGAUCACCUUUUGCGGAGGAAUCCUUUGUGGAAGUUGAUUCCUAGCCUAGACACCAAGAAUGCCCUCAUCACGCGUAUGGCACUCGAGGAGCUGGGGCGGAGAAAGCCAUUUGAUAAGGAAAGCGAGGGCAAGUGGAGGGGUGGGGACGGCAGGCAAGAUCUGCUGGCCAGUUUAAUCAAGGGUCAUCUAAAAGACCCCGAGCGGUUCCGCGAGGGUGACGUUUUUGCUGUAGCCCAUGGAGCUAUCUUUGCCGGAUCCGACUCAACAGCCUCAACGAUGCAGUCCUUCUUCUGGCACGUUCUUGCCGAUGCUCGCGUGUAUGCUUCCCUUCAAGAUGAGAUCCAGUCCGCCGUCAAAUCGGGAACGAUCCCUCCCACGGGGAAUAUCUCAUGGAAUGAAUCGCAGCAGUUGCCAUACUUCCAGGCAUGCCUUAAGGAGGCCAUGCGCGUGCGGCCUGCAGUCGGCCUGAACAUCACCCGACGCGUGCCUCCUGAGGGCGCCGAAGUUGAUGGCCAGUUCUUCCCGGGAGGCGUGAGCAUUGCGGUUAAUGGUUGGGUGCUUCAUCGGGAUCGCCCAACUUUUGGAAAUGACGCAGACGUGUAUCGCCCAGAGAGAUGGCUUCAAGAUCCGGAGGAGGCGAAGAGAAUGGAGAGAUAUAUGUUCCAGGUAAAUCAAUACCAGAAUAACAAUUUCGUGUUUUCGGGCUAA